AAAAAGCUGAAUUGUAAACCUAUAGUAGGUAAGUAGUAACUAUAUAAAAUUAGUUCAUGUUUAUCAGCAUAACGAAGUAAUAAAAAAAUAUAAACAAAACAUCAACAUCCAACACUCUUCCCUUCCUAUAAAUACCACCCAAUGGUACUACCACACUCACCAUAACAUAAACAUAAGCCUCUAUAUAGUAAUAUUACACAUUAUUAUUAUCAUUUAUACUAAUCUGGUUUUAGCUAACCAUGGAGAUGAUUAACAACAUCAACAACAGCAACAACAAUAUUAUUCCACCAAUUAGGAGGGUUUGUAGGGGAAGGCAGAAGGUGCCAAUGAGGAGGAUAGAGAACGAGAGCAAUCUUCAAGUCACAUUCUCUAAGAGGCGUUAUGGUAUUUUCAAGAAAGCUAGUGAGCUUUGCACCCUUUGUGGUGUAGAGUUGGCUAUAAUUGUUUUCUCACCGGGAAACAAUGUUUUCUCGUUUGGACAUCCCAACGUUCGGUUGAUUAUAGAUCGGUAUAUGAACCCAGAAAACUACAGUCGUAUGACUACCCAAGCAAAUUUGUCUGGGACAUUUCAGCUGAUCGAAGCUCAUCGAAACGCAGAUAUCCGAGUUAUGAACCAGCAUUUGAACCUUCUAACGGACCAGUGGGAUGUGGUGAGGAAGCAGAAUUUUGAGCUAAAGCAAGAUUAUAUUAAUCGUCACUGGUGGGAGUUUCCUAUCGAGUCUUUCUAUGAUAUGUCUCGUUUGGAGCAACUUAAGUUGGCGAUGGAGAUGUUGAGAGGGGAUACUACUAAACUGGCUGAUUGGAUAUUGAUUCAGUCUACACCUACUAGAGCAAACUCUCUCCUGCUACCACCUCCUUUUAAUAAUAUGAAUAAAGGAGGAUUGCUGCAACUGCCUAGUUUUGCUUCUUUAUUUCCCAACCAAGAAGCACGACCGCAUAACAAUAACAAUAAUAAUGAUGAUGAUGAAGAAAUUGGUUUUGUUGGUGGUAUGCCAAUUGGUAGUACUUGUACUGAUAUACCUCAAUUGCAGCAGGCUAUAACAUCUGACAGUAACCGUAUGAGCAAUAUGCCUCAAAUGCAGUUGGAAAUAACUAGUUCUGAUGGUACUGUUAAUAAUCAUGAAGAUCUCAAUUUACAGUCUCUUAUGCAAGAUUUAACUUCCAGUGAUAGCUUUGUCAACCAUGCCAAUCAGCCUCCUCCUCAUACGCAAGUUAAUGCUUCUGAUCAUAGUACUCUCAGCCAUGUCAAUCAGCAGCUUUUCUCUCCUGAAAUACAAAAUAUUAUGCAGGCUAGUACCAACUACAACAAUAAUAUGUCUACUAUGCCUCAUAUGAUGCAGCAACCAAACAAUUCUUCUACCUCUAGUACUUUCAACAACCAUUUCAAUAUGUCUCCUAUGCCCAAUCAUACGAUGCAACAGAGAGACAAUUCUUCUGCCUCUGCUACUGUGAGCAAUCACUUCAAUAUAUCUCCUAUGCCACCUCAUUAUCAUCAUACGAUGCAACCAAACACUACUACUAAUUCUUCAACACCUGGAGAAAGUGCAGACAAACAUUUCAAUAUGACUACUAUGCCAUCUCAUGGUCAUCAUAUGCAGCAGCCUAACACUACUACUUCUGCUUCUGCCAUUAAUGUCAAUCAUCAGCUGCAGUUGCCUAUGCUUCAUGAAACUCUAUCACCAUCUUCCCAAUUGCUUUUACAGCAACCCAACGAUUCCCAGGAGACUAAUCAAUUGUUUGACUACAAUGUUGGAUAUGACCAUGACUUUUUCUGA
Molecule: messenger RNA, 1775 nt
Organism: Cannabis sativa
Lineage: Eukaryota; Viridiplantae; Streptophyta; Magnoliopsida; Rosales; Cannabaceae
Exons: 1
Coding region: 240-1775 (511 amino acids)
Biological process (GO): positive regulation of transcription by RNA polymerase II
Molecular function (GO): protein dimerization activity; DNA-binding transcription factor activity, RNA polymerase II-specific; RNA polymerase II cis-regulatory region sequence-specific DNA binding
Source: RefSeq, a predicted model, not a curated record